UUGAGGGAAGGAGGAUUGGGUACAGUUCUGAAGAAGGGUCACUGGACCCGAAACGUUAACUCUGCUGUCAAACCGGCUGUGCUUUGCCGGCAGUUUCUGUUUUUACGCAAGUUUUGGGAGACUUUGUCAGUUUCACUUAAACAGAUAUUGACUCGUCCCCCCACCCUUUGCGUAAACAUUGUAUCAAACUCCAGGUUGUAACAGGGAAAUGUCGUUUCUUUUAAUUUCAGAGAUCAACUACUUCGUUUAUACCAAUAUCAUCAUGCCAACAAUAUUCGUUCUAAUCGCUAUGUUGGGGAUAAUCGGCAACACUAUUGUCAUUUUCAUGGUGAUCAAGAACUUUAAGUUCAAGUCUAGAAGCAGCAGAGUUCCGGAUGUCUUCUUCAUCAGUUUGUCUGUGGUUGACCUGCUGUUUCUGAUGGGAAUGCCGUUUGUCAUCCCUGAGUUACUCGGGAACAGAGGUUGGUAUUUUGGGCGCAGAAUGUGCACCGUCAUCUCGGUGAUGGACACCAACACCCAGUUCUGCAGCACCUACAUCCUCACAGCUAUGACUAUUGACCGGUACUUGGCCAUUGUCUACCCAUUGACCUCGGCUCGCUUCCGCAAGCCCUCCGUCGCCACCCUGACGGUCUGCUGUCUCUGCCUCCUCUCCUUUCUGAGUGUGACCCCGGUUUGGAUGUACGCUAGGCUCCUGCGGCAACCCGGGGGGGUCUCGGGCUGCGUUAUCCGCUUCCCCAACCCCAAGACCGAUAUCUACUGGUUCACCCUUUACCAGUUCUUCCUGGCGUUCGCUAUUCCUUUCACCGCCAUCUCAGUGGCUUACAGAAAAAUCCUGUUGAAGAUGAGAUCUCCCAGCUCUCUCCUCUCGCAGGAAAGAGCUAGACUGCGGGCCAGGAGAGUGGCUCGAAUCGCCAGCACCAUCUGCCUGGCUUUCCUCCUCUGCUGGGCACCUUUUUACCUGCUGCAGUUGGUGGAGUUGGCGCCAGCCGAGCCCACCUUCAUGUUCUACUACGCCUAUGUGGCUGCGGUCGGCUUGGGCUAUGCUAGCAGCUGCCUCAAUCCUUUCAUCUACAUUAUCCUGUGCAACAAUUUUAGGAAAAGCUUCAUCGUCUCCGUGCGGCCCUCCUCCGAAUCUCAGGAGGUCCACAGGGCGGUGGCUUGGAUCGGGAAAGAUGCGGCACACCAACAAGAUCAGGACCACGGACAGCGACAACCGAGUCUCCUCUCUCCCAGAUUGUGUUGCGCCAUAGUCGUCAUCCUCCCAUAA
Molecule: messenger RNA, 1267 nt
Organism: Chiloscyllium plagiosum (whitespotted bambooshark)
Lineage: Eukaryota; Metazoa; Chordata; Chondrichthyes; Orectolobiformes; Hemiscylliidae
Source: RefSeq, a predicted model, not a curated record